AUGAGCCAACUGUCAAAGUUCAAAUACGACAUCAUUGGUCUCUGCGAAACACGUGCCGAGGUUGAAAGUCGAACAAAAUGGAUUCAAACUGGUGAUGAACUUGGCAUUGGCGAAGGAAAUGGUCAACCAUGUGUUGGAGGAGUUGGAUUCAUCAUCAACAGCCGCAUUGCCAGCCAUGUGGUCGAGGUCCAAAUCCAUUCGCAUCGACUUGCAACGCUCAAGCUCGACAUAGGAAGAAAAACACCACUCCUGAUCAUCCAAAUAUAUGCUCCUCACAAAGAAUAUGGCAUAGAUGAAAUUGAAACAUUUUACUCAGAAGUCGAGACACAUCUGGGCCAACCUGCAUAUCAGAAGAUCGUUAUCGGCGACUUCAACGCCCAAUUAGGACCGAAAGACACCAAUCAACGAUACUUGGGGAAGUUCACGAGUGGCACAUGGGACAACAAUGAAACCGGAGAACUAUUAGCGGACUUUGCCGGCGCAAACAAACUAUUUAUAAUUAACACACUCUUUCAGAAACCUCCGAACAAGCGAUGGGCAUUCGAAUCAACAAAUACCAACAAGUCAAGACACGAAAUUGACUUUGGAUUAUGUACUGAUCGAAUCAUGGUGACGAACGUCGAAUUCCUCAGCCGACUAGACAGUGGCAGCGACCAUCGCCCGGUAAGAAUCACCCGUAUGGGCAUUGAUUUUGUAUGGUUUUUACCCAUUCAUCCGAUUGGUAUCACGAAUCGUAAAGGUUCACUUGGUUCACCGUAUUCGAUCAAUGAUUUUCGUGCUAUCAAUCCGGAGUAUGGUACGAUGGAUGACUUCGAUCAUUUAGUCUCAGAACUUCAUCGACUAGGCAUGAGAGUCAUGAUUGAUAUUGUCUUUCGACACACUAGUCAUGACUGUUCAUGGAUAAAAGAAUAUCCAGAAUGGUAUUGGAGAGAUACAACGGGCAAACCUAUUUCUCGAGUACCCCAAUGGAGGGACAUUGUGGAUUUAAAAUUCGAAGGAAAUGAAACAACACUAUGGUCUGAACUGAUUGAUAUAUUAAAGUUUUGGUGUGAACACGGUGUCGAUGGAUUUCGCUUGGAUGUUGCUUCUUGCGUUCCUAUAGAAUUCUGGCGUCAAGCAAGACGUUCCGUGACCGAAGUGUAUCCUCGUUGUAUCUGGUUGGCUGAAUCAUGUUGGUUCAGUGACAUGAAGAGUCAGCGUGAUCAAGAUACAAUAAUUCAUACGGAUGCAGAACUCUAUGAAGCAUUCGAUCUCUGCUAUGACUAUGAUCUUUAUGUGGCGUGGCGUGGUGCGGUACAAGGUGCCGCUUCGAUCAAAUCCUACCUUGAACUUCUUCGUCUUCAAACAUUCAUCUAUCCGAAGAACUUUAUCAAAUUGAGAUUUGUUGAAAAUCACGAUCAAGAUCGAAUUGCGUACAUCUGUCGAGACAAUCGAUGGAAAGGAUUGGCAUGGACAGCCUUUAGUGCAUUCAAUAAAGGAUGUUUUUUGGUACACGACGGCCAAGAAAUGGAGCAAAAGACAAUUUCAUCAUUGUUCGAAAAGGAUUGGGUUGACAAUAAAGGAGUACGUCCGCUGGAAGAAUUUAUACUUAGACUUAUACAGAUCAAGAAACAUCCAGUAAUUGAAACGAAAGAAGCCAGAUUAACAUUGACCCAUCAUAGUCCAUGUAUUGUUGCCGUAUGGGAAGUUAAAUCAACUCGUGAAGGCCUCAUUGGUAUCUUCAAUGUGGCACAGGAAGCUGAUGGUGCACAGUUUAUUCAAAUUCCCAAUUUGUCAAAUGGCAAUUAUAAAAAUCUGUUUGUUGAUAUGGGCGUGAACGAAUUACUCAGAUAUGAACUGCGUGCAGUUUCAGUAAACAGCAACGGUCGACUGGCUGUACCCAAGGUGGCUAUUGUUCUUCAUUAUACUGAUAUUCUUCUUCUCCCUAAACCAUUUUACAGUGUAACAUUUGAUUUUAACUACAGACAUGCAUAA
Rotaria socialis is the source of this 1974-nucleotide messenger RNA. The record is from the annotation of a GenBank genome assembly. Lineage: Eukaryota; Metazoa; Rotifera; Eurotatoria; Philodinida; Philodinidae.